Messenger RNA from Propithecus coquereli (Coquerel's sifaka), 1040 nucleotides. Its product is annotated as olfactory receptor 1L8. Gene Ontology annotation, cellular component: membrane. The record is from RefSeq and is a predicted model, not a curated record. Bases 76 to 1008 code for a protein of 310 amino acids. Gene Ontology annotation, biological process: G protein-coupled receptor signaling pathway. Gene Ontology annotation, molecular function: olfactory receptor activity; G protein-coupled receptor activity. The transcript has a single exon. NCBI's taxonomy places the organism in Eukaryota, Metazoa, Chordata, Mammalia, Primates, Indriidae.
UUCUCAUGAUUUUGUGUUAUGAAAUCAGAGCAUGUUAAAUAACAAAACUUCUUGUGUAUAACUGGGCCAACGUCAAUGGAAAGAAUCAACCAAACCAGUAGUGUGUCUGAAUUUAUCCUCCUGGGACUCUCCUCCCGGCCUGAGGACCAAAAGCUGCUCUUUGUCAUGUUCCUCACUGUGUACCUGGUCACACUAAUGGGGAACCUGCUCAUUAUCUUGGCCAUCCGCUCUGACCCCCAGCUCCAGACCCCCAUGUAUUUCUUCUUGAGUUUUCUGUCUUUCACUGACAUUUGCUUCACAACAACCGUUGUCCCCAAGAUGCUGAUGAACUUCCUAUCAGAAAAGAAGACUAUCUCCUAUGCGGGGUGUCUGACACAGAUGUAUUUUCUCUACGCCUUGGGCAACACUGACAGCUGCCUGCUGGCAAUCAUGGCCUUUGAUCGCUAUGUGGCUAUCUGUGACCCCUUCCACUAUGUCACCACCAUGAGCCACCACCGCUGUGUCCUCCUGGUGGCCUUCUCCUGCUCAUUUCCUCACCUCCACUCCCUCCUGCACACACUUCUGCUGAAUCUUCUCAUCUUCUGUGACUCCAAUGUUAUCCACCACUUUCUCUGUGACCUCAACCCUCUGUUGAACUUGUCCUGCUCCUCUAUAUUUGUCAAUGAAAUUGUGAUCAUGACAGAAGGACCUAUUGUUUUAGUGACUCCCUUUCUAUGCAUUGUUUUCUCCUACGCACGAAUCCUUGUAACGGUUCUCAAGAUUCCCUCCGCCGCUGGGAAACGCAAAGCCUUCUCCACCUGUGGUUCUCACCUCACUGUGGUAACACUCUUUUAUGGAAGCAUCUUCUACGUCUAUUUACAGCCCAUGUCCACCUACACUGUCAAGGACCACAUGGCAACAAUUGUCUACACAGUUUUGUCAUCCAUGCUAAACCCUUUUAUCUACAGCCUGAGAAACAAAGACCUGAAACAGGGCCUGAGGAAGCUCAUGGGCAAGAGGAGGUCCUGAACAGCACCCUCUUAAACCCACAAAUGCAAUCU